AUGGAAAGAAAUUAUGUCUCAGCCAGCCAGGUACAGGCCACUGGCUAUACCAUGAUCGCCUUGUCGUCGGCGGUGGUCAUUGCUCGGUUUAGUCUGAUCUUCUGGAAAUUACGGUCGCUGCAGGUCGAGGAUGGUUGCAUUCUGCUGUCGUGGGCCUGCUUCCUGGCCAUGAGCAUUGCGUACAUUAUCGUCACCCCGGUUGUGUACAAAAUCGAUGCGUAUACGGAUGGCAAGAUCGGUCCUUGGGCGACUAUGCUAUCCGACGCCCUUUUCAUGAUCAAGGUCUUUUUUGCGAACACCAUGCUAUUAUGGGGGUCGCUGUGGUCCGUCAAGCUAUACUUUCUGUUUCUCUAUCGCCGACUUCUCCAAGACCUGCCGGGUAAGAUGAAAUGGUGGUAUGCGGUAUUGUGUUUUUGCAUCGUGACCUUUAUCGGGGCAAUUGUAUCCAAUUUUACCUCAUGUCAAAGUAUGCAUGCAUGGUUCACCGUUGGUCAGUGCUCCGUGUCCCCUGCAUGUGUGGAUACUGACAAGUGCGAAGGGGAGUGCAGUACACAUCGAGACGCCGUGGCAGAGAUUGCCAGUCUGUAUUAUAGUUUUGCGGUCGAUGCAGUUAGCGAUAUAAUGAUGUCGCUGCGUCUUCCGCUGAGCCAGAAGAUCAGUGUCGCUGCCGUGUUUGCCUUGGGCACCAUCUGCGUGAUCAUGGCAGUUGUACGAGUCAUCCAAAUUGGUACUCGCGCCAACAACGACAGCACCCCAAGCAGUUCUUGGCUGGCAUUCUGGGGCAUGAUCGAGGCGGGGAUAGCUGUUAUCGUCGGCUGUCUUCCAGCUUUCGCUAUCAUCUACCGCCGCACUAAGAACACUCAUCGAUAUCGAAGCAGCUAUGUCGGCAUGUCCUCAUCAGCUUACGUGCCACAGGGCGAUGUCGCCUUGUCAGAACUUGCUACACGUGGGGUGAAUACUGGCACGGGAGAGACAGGCUUGAAAGCAUUCAACACUACGCCGGAACUGCCAAUGGAACUAUCUGGCGAGGAGUGA
Molecule: messenger RNA, 1035 nt
Organism: Aspergillus eucalypticola CBS 122712
Lineage: Eukaryota; Fungi; Ascomycota; Eurotiomycetes; Eurotiales; Aspergillaceae
Exons: 4
Coding region: 1-1035 (344 amino acids)
Source: RefSeq, a predicted model, not a curated record